Acanthosepion pharaonis is the source of this 558-nucleotide messenger RNA. The record is from the annotation of a GenBank genome assembly. NCBI's taxonomy places the organism in Eukaryota, Metazoa, Mollusca, Cephalopoda, Sepiida, Sepiidae.
AUGGAACCUCAUUGGGGAAACUGGGGCAGUGUAUCAGGAUGCUCAAAGACUUGCGGAUUUGGUACUGAGGAACGUACACGUUAUCUUAUUGUUGGAGGUGUGGUGAAUCAUGAGAAAAAAGAAACACAAAUAUACCAGUGCUACUUGACCAAUUGUCCAGUUGAUGGAAACUGGACUCAAUGGGGAGGCUGGUCAUUAUGCGACAAAAUCUGUGGUCCAGGUGGUAUCCAAAAACGUGUCCGUUACUGCGCUGAUCCAUAUCCAAGCUAUGAUGGAAAAGUUUGCGAAGGUCCUACAUCUGAAACAAGAGCAUGUGUGAACAACACACAGUGUCCAGAGAUUCCUGAGAAUUUCGAUAUAAGCAUCUGUGAAAACAAUAAUAAAACAGUAUGGUGUACAAGUCACUUACACUGUGUUCUUAAAGAAAAAGUCUGUGAUAGAGUUCUCCACUGCCAUGAUGGAAGUGAUGAAAGUAUGUGCCCAGCAAAAUUCAGAAAUGGUAAGUGUUCUCUUUUUGAUGUCUGUAAACAUUGUGAACAUAUGCUUUUUUUAGUAUAA